Amoebophrya sp. A120 is the source of this 818-nucleotide messenger RNA. The record is from the annotation of a GenBank genome assembly. Lineage: Eukaryota; Dinophyceae; Syndiniales; Amoebophryaceae.
AUGACGGCAUUGACACUGCUGCCUCUGGUCUUGCUUGCGCUUUCGGCCGCGGUUGCCGACGCUUUUGAUGGGUCGGAGAUGCUCGGGUACUUCAAGCGGAAGGGGUCGCAAGCUGCGCAACCACACACAGAACAGCCGGCAAGUACGGUGGCAGAAUCAACGCCACUGGGACCAGCAAGAGCCCUCGACCUCGCACAGUUGGACGAAACGACGAGCACCGUGUCGGCGGACGCAAUCACGAGCCAGCUCGUUUUUUAGUACGUUUUUUUUCGCGAACUCGUUUUUGAAUGCUAUAGCGGUAGGCAGUUUGGUUGAAGAGACUCGCUGAGCAGCUGUUUCCUCUGUGCCGCAUUCGGAACGACCGAACCAAACCACGAUCCAACAGCUACUCCCUUGGCGGUUUGCUCAGCAGCGUGGGGUUUUUGUUUCUGUUCCAGAUUGCGACGCUGAUAAGAACCCGUUUUCCGAACUCGUGCUGCGGGGUGAUGUCGGCGCGGGGACCAAACCGGUAUAAUGUGCUCCACGGGAUGCACGCGGCGCAAUACAAACAUGACAAUCUCCUUGCGAACAUAACCGCCGAGGACCUGCAGACCUGGAGUCAGUGCCGACUGUGAGAAAACAUGGCACUCGCCACUCGGGGAAGAAAUUGCUUUUGUGCGGAUGCAACCUAAUUCGAUGUAUCGCUUCUGCAGAUGAAGUAGUCAGCGUUUUCUGAACUUCGCGUCAACGAUGAACUUGUUGGAUGAUCCCAUGAUAGCGCUACUGUCGCUGUUCCGCGAUGAGCGUUUGUUUUGGAAAAGGCUGCGUGAGUGCGAAAU